Molecule: messenger RNA, 2749 nt
Organism: Brassica oleracea var. oleracea
Lineage: Eukaryota; Viridiplantae; Streptophyta; Magnoliopsida; Brassicales; Brassicaceae
Product: ABC transporter E family member 2-like
Exons: 18
Coding region: 191-2545 (784 amino acids)
Biological process (GO): translational termination; translational initiation; ribosomal subunit export from nucleus
Molecular function (GO): iron ion binding; ATP hydrolysis activity; ribosomal small subunit binding
Source: RefSeq, a predicted model, not a curated record
UCAAUUAGCUUCUCGCGGAAAGAAUCGAAGAUUCGCUCAUCUCCUCCGAAAUCGUCUCUGAGUAGAUUCACGCAAUCGAACUCGUAUCCUCCCCGUUCGGAGCAAUCGCUUCGCGUUUAUCGUUGCGUCGGCGAUUUUGUUUCUGAUCGCGUUCGGUUCUUGAGUUUCAACAGUUGAAGUCCGAAUAGAUAUGCAACCAGAAGGGGGGAAAUCUAAAAUGUCACAUCCCGGGAAUACACCAAAAGCAUUUACUGGGGAAGAUGGAAGCCCGGAGAAGCAUCGUUCAGAUUCCCUCACCACAGGCAAGACUGGGCAGCUUGUUGAAGUGUAUCACAAAUGUGGAUCCGUGUCAAGGGGCCAGCUCCAGCAUGGUGCUGAUGGAAUAGUUCUAGAGAUGCCAUCUGCGCUAAUGUUACUAGCGAUAGGGGAGUUUGAGAGGAUUCCACCAACCAAGACGGUCAUUGUUCCUGCCGGUGAAAUCUCGAAAAUUGAAUAUGUCGAGAAGCACCGGUGGCGUAGGGGAGAGGAAGAGGAUCAGUUACUGUGUGCAUUGAGCAGCGCUUACAAUCAUAUGGACUUGAUUGCUCAUGAUGAUGGAAGCCCGGAGAAGCAUCGUUCAGAUUCCCUUACCACAGGCAAGACUGGGCAGCUUAUUGAAGUGUAUCACAAAUGUGGAUCCAUGUCAAGGGGCCAGCUCCAGCAUGGUGCUGAUGGAAUAGUUCUAGAGAUGCCAUUUGCGUAUCUGAAACGAGUGACAGGAGAGAUUGAGAGGAUUCCACCUAUCAAGACAGUGUUUGUUCCUACCGACGAAAUUUUGGAAGUUGUAUAUGUCGAGAAGCACCGGUGGCUUAUGGGAGGGGGUGAUUUACUGCCUGAAUUUGUAGACGCUGUGUUUUCCACUAGAGGGCUGGAUACCCGAAACCUUUAUGGUGCAAAGAUAAUCCCGAGUGUUCAAGACUACGAGCCGCGUGACUUAGGGAAUCUCGAGAUAGAGCAGAUGACCCUGGAGGCUCGGCAAUUCACAAAUGUAGCUAAUGACGUCCCGCUAGACAUUCCGACUCACAGAUAUGGCCCUGGUUCAUUUGAUAUACACGGGCUUCCAAAUCUAUAUCUUGGAACGGUAGUGGGACUAUUAGGGGGAAAAUCUACCGGAAAAACAACCUGUCUCAAGAUUUUGGCUGGGCAGCUGAAGCCAAAUCUUGGACGGUUUGAGGAUCCUCCGGAGUGGGAUGAAAUUAUUGACCACUUCGAUACCGAACACAUACGGACCUACCUGACCCGACUUCAGACAAACACACUUAAUGUGGCUCUGAAGUCACAAGACCUGACAGUCUAUAGGAGUUCUUUAACAGUCAGAACCUCUCUUGAAGAAUCCAAGGGGACUGGUUUUGAUUCGAUGGAGGAACUUAUCGAGGAUUUAGACAUGACCUCCAUGCUUGACACCUGUGUCACCGAUCUGUCUGACGCAGAGUUGCAAAGAUUUGCAAUUGCAUCCACAAUUGUACAGAUGGCAGAUGUUUAUCUCUUUGAUGAACCAACGAUCUUUCUAGAUGCGAGGCAAAAGUACCAAGUUGCACGGGUUAUUCUGUCGGUGGUCAAGCCUGAUAGAUAUGUUUGCAUAACAGAUAAUGAUAUGAGUGUGCUCGAUUUGGUCUGUGACCAUAUCUUAUACACUGGCGAGGAAACAACCUCUGGUGAAGUGCACUUAGAUCAUUAUCCUCUCACUCUUGAAGAGAUCAGUGAAGAGAUCGUGACUCCACCAACUUAUAGAUACCCAGAAACAGUAGUUAAAGGUUUUGGAACCUUCAGCCUUCACGUGAUGGGAGGAGACCUACGAAGCUCUGAAAUAACCGUAGUAUUGGGAAAUAUGCACACAGGGAAGACGUUGUUUCUGGAGUGGCUGAACCGUAUAAGUGUUGGACAAGAUUUCUCUCACAAAGAUCAGAAGAUGAUUAAAUGUGAGAAUAGGCAUGAUACAGUGGCAACACACUUGUAUAGGUUGAUUCGAUUUUCAUCACUGGACAGAGUAUUCCAGGAAUUGGUGCUGAAACCACUUGGCAUCGUAAAGAUUCUUGAUAAAAGGAUCAAGGAAGUGUCUCAAUCCACUUUGCAAAAGAUCGCCAUUGCUACAUGCUUGGGACAGGAGGGUGCACGUGUCUUUCUGCUAGAUGAACCAAGUAUUCAUCUAGACGCAAGGGAGAGGGUUAUAGCCGCCCAGACCAUAAAGCGGUUCAUCGCUUACUCAAGGAAAGCUGCUUUAGUAGUUGAACAGGACUUUAUGAUGGCCACUUAUUUGGCGGACCGUGUUAUCGUUGUUCAAGGAGAACCAGGAGUACAGAGUACCGUUAACUCUCCCGUCUUGAUGUCCAAUGGAGUUAACCAAUAUCUUUCGGACUUGAAUAUCACGUGUAGAACUAAUCGUUUCACGUCUUUAGCUCGGAUGAAUAAGCCAAGAUCCGUUGAAGACGAGGAGCAAAAAACCGGAGGACAUUUUUUUGAAGAUUUAGGAAGACCUGUGAAGAAUCUGGGAAGGGUAGAAGACUGAGCAUAGUGUGUGAUAAGAUGAUGAACUAUGAAGUUUUCUAGAUACGAAUCAAGAGUUUAAGUAGCAAGAACAAGUGACAUCAAAUUGUUUUGAAUUGGCUCUCUCCGUCUUUUGUUGUUAAUAAUACCGUUGCUCCCUUGUUUUAGGAUGUGUGAAACUUUGAUUUCUAAAUCUUUUUUUCUUAUCAGUCGAGUUGCUUUUGCC